Thamnophis sirtalis is the source of this 3101-nucleotide messenger RNA. RefSeq names its product UBX domain protein 2B (gene UBXN2B). Gene Ontology annotation, biological process: nuclear membrane reassembly; membrane fusion; proteasome-mediated ubiquitin-dependent protein catabolic process. Gene Ontology annotation, cellular component: nucleus; cytosol. The record is from RefSeq and is a predicted model, not a curated record. Lineage: Eukaryota; Metazoa; Chordata; Lepidosauria; Squamata; Natricidae. Gene Ontology annotation, molecular function: ubiquitin binding.
GAAUUCCUCAAGGAUUCCGCCCAUCUCCUAGAGUAUCUCUGUAGUACGGGCUCCCAGGAGCCGUUCCUUUCCUGCCAAGAUGGCGGACGACGGGAAACGGCAGGACGAGGCGGAGGAAGCAGGAGAAACAGGCGAGCCGAGUGGCGUUGGGCGGCAGAAAGGACCCUGUUCAAGCGGACGGCCUCCCACCGUUCGGGAUCUGCAGUUGGCAUUGGCUGGAUUAUAUGAAGAUGAAAUUAAAAGACAACCACCUCAUUCAGACAAACCAACAACUAGAGUUGCCACUCACCCCCGAUUACCAGUGCAAAGAAAUUUGAGAAAACCAGAAAGAAGUAUGAGUGAUGACAUGGAUAACCAAAGAUUUUACUCAGGCGAUACAGAAUACAGAAUUGUUGAGUCAUCUGGCAAUAUGUCCUCCAGUAAAAUAGUUGAUGAACUUUUCAAAGAAGCAAGAGAACAUGGGGCAGUUCCUUUGGAUGAAGUAUCAAGAGCUUCAGGGGACUGCAAUAAAGCUAAAUCAUUUUCUGGUGGUGGAUACAGACUGGGAGACUCUGCUCGGAAGCAUUCUGAAUAUGUACAUGGAGAAAAUCAGUAUGGGCAAGAUGUUGAGAUCUUGCUUAAAUUGUGGAGGAAUGGCUUCAGCUUAGAUGAUGGAGAGCUGAGAUCCUACACAGAUCCAGUGAAUGCUCAGUUUCUUGAAUCUGUUAAAAGAGGAGAGAUUCCUGAUGAAAUUCAACGACUAGUGCAUGGAGGUCAAGUUAAUUUAGAUAUGGAAGACCAUCAAGAACAGGAAUAUGUAAGACCUAGGCUGAAGUUCAAAGCUUUCAGUGGAGAAGGUCAGAAACUUGGAAGCCUUACUCCUGAGAUUGUUAGCACACCUUCAUCUCCAGAAGAAGAAAACAAACCUUUUCUUGAUGCCACUGUUCCAAUAGAUGCCACUGUACCAACAACUAAGAUCCAGAUUCGUCUAGCUGAUGGAAGUCGUUUAAUACAAAGAUUUAAUCAAACACAUAGGAUUACAGAUAUACGAAAUUUUAUUGUCCAGUCUCGACCUUUGUUUGCCACAACUGACUUUGUUCUUCUGACUACAUUUCCACAUAAAGAACUUACAGAUGAAAGCCUGACUUUACAAGAAUCAGAUAUAUUGAAUACCGUGAUAUUACAACAGCUGAAAUAAAUUUUAAGCCUAUCAGUGCAAGGCAGAUUCUGGGAAUAGAUAAUGUUGCAUCAAAUAAAUGAGGAAAAGACCAAAAUAAUUCCAACAUUUUCCAGUGAAAUAUAGCAAUUGACUUUUAAACCUGUUCAGUCUUCCAGUAACAAUUUAUUCAAAUUGCAGGUCAAAAAGAUUUGUUAAACAAAUGUUGAAUUUGUAUUCUUUUUAGUUCAACUUUUUUGAAUUCAAGUACUUUAUGGAAGAGGGGGAAUGGAAAUAAAAAGAAACAUUGAUAGAAAAUGUUUAGGAAUGUACAUUUGAUAUUUAUAGGAAUACAGUGAGAGGGGUUGUGCGUGUUUAUAGCAUGGGAUUCAUUUUCUGUAAAACUUGAACUAUAGAAGAAUUUUUCACUGUAGCAGCAAUUGAGAACUUCAGUUUCUUAGUCCCAUUUGUCACUUAUAAAUAUUUUGUUCAUAGGAUGAUGUCUUUCACUUAGCUAACAUGAUUUUAACUCAAUCUACGAGUUUUAUUUUCUUCGCUGUCAUUCCCUUUUAAUAUGUUAUUACUAACCGUACUUUCAAGUGCCAGAUUGCAGAACAGGUGCAAAGUAUUUUUUACUUUUAUUCUGUAAACUGGUGUCCUGUUACCAAAUGUGAACUCUUAACUUUUAUGACUAAAUAGAGAAAUAUAAUAAAAAAAUUUAUAUGAUUUAUAAAGUCUGGUUUAAGAGGGAAAUAGUGUGCUGUGUUGUAUUAAAUAGGUAAUUGAGAACCAAUUAAUAAAGUCACUUUGCAGUAUCACUUCUACACUUGGAUUUGAAUAACAGUGACUCCUUAAUAUGUACCUUUCAACAACAUGUAUGUUUGUUUUGAGUAUGCAGAUUAACUUCUGCAACUGGAAAUUAUUAGAGGUGUGAUCAUUGAGCUUUGGAUAUUACAAAGCAUUUCUACUCCAGGUUAAUUUGAAUGGCUAGUUGAUUUUCCAAGCUAUUUUCCAAAAACACAAAUUAUGAUUUUGCAAACUUCAUAAAUCCAAAUUAAAGAUUUUAGUGGCGUGUUAAAUUUAACUUGUUUUUCUGGUUAUGCUCUGAAGUAAAUAAUAAAGAAGAAAAUGUGCAACAUAGGAUGUGUUCAUCUUGGAAUUUUAACCACAGGUAAAGAACAUUGGAUUAGGAUUCCACUUGUAGUAUUUUAAAGCAUAGCAUCUAUAGAUAUAUGGAAAAGUAUAGAAAUAGAACCAUUAAAAAAGUAGUAAUAACAAAUGCUUGGUUAACAAAGCACAGCAAAAUUUAUCAACACAAGAUUCUACAUACAAAUUCAACUGUUCCCCAAAAGCACUUAACUAUAAUUAACUGUCUGAAAUUUAAGAUGAUGUGAUAAUACAUCACACUGUAUUUAACUGUAUUGCACUUGUAUAUUUUAAUCACAAUAUAUUCGUUUAUGAAGAGACAGUUUAUAAUAUUAUAUCAAUAAUUAUUUGACCAGAAUAGUUUUGUUUAAAGUAACAAGUGUUAUCAAAUGUUAAGGAUUUUUAGUGGCAGCUUUUCAGAAAGCCGCCUUGCACUACACAGCUCAUUCCUCAGCCAAGAUAUUUUUUCCUCCCUUUUAAUCUAGAUUUAUGAAAAUAUAUUCAAAGAUGUAAGCAUCUUUGUAGUAUUUUUUUUCUUCAAUUUUGUGCCCAGGAAUCCAAGCCUAUCAAGAAGGGAAGUUUUAUUUAAGUAUAAGAUAUAAUGCUUAAGUGUAAAUUUUAAGUAGGGUUAACUCCGGAUUUCUACAACUCUUUUUGUAACUGGUACAGACUACUUUAGUUUUCAAAGACAUAAAAAAAAAUUAAAAGUGAAAAGAUGUUGAAAUGAAAGCAAGAUUUUGAAAGUAGAAUAUGUGCAUAAUUAAACUAAAAACAAAUUACCAUUAUGUUGUAAUUAAUAAAGAACAUGUUUAAAUUACAA